This is a messenger RNA of Gongylonema pulchrum, 159 nucleotides long. NCBI's taxonomy places the organism in Eukaryota, Metazoa, Nematoda, Chromadorea, Rhabditida, Gongylonematidae. The record is from the annotation of a GenBank genome assembly.
AGGCGUGUGAUGAAUAUGGUGGCAUCCGUUUUUCGACUUCGAACAGAUGAUGGUAAUGGACGCGCGCAGUUCUUCGCGAGUGAGCCAGUUGUUUUCUCGAAGCUGGAUGAAAAUAACGCUAUUAAUUUGGGCGCUUCUUUAGAGGUACGUUUUUUGUGA